Messenger RNA from Equus caballus (horse), 1442 nucleotides. It is a transcript of the gene UTP23, whose product is annotated as UTP23 small subunit processome component. Lineage: Eukaryota; Metazoa; Chordata; Mammalia; Perissodactyla; Equidae. The record is from RefSeq and is a predicted model, not a curated record. Gene Ontology annotation, cellular component: nucleolus; small-subunit processome. Gene Ontology annotation, molecular function: small ribosomal subunit rRNA binding.
GCCAAAGGUGCUUCACUUCCGGGGGAAGCCGGCAUUGCCAAUAGCAGGUGGAGCGGGAGGUGUUUGUUGCCCCUUCGUUGCUCCCGUGGCCUCGGUCCGGGUAAGCCAGGCAUGAAGAUCACGAGGCAGAAACACGCCAAGAAGAAUCUCGGCUUCUUCCGCAACAAUUUCGGAGUCCGCGAGCCGUACCAGAUCCUGCUGGACGGCACCUUCUGUCAGGCGGCCCUGCGGGGCCGCAUCCAGCUCCGGGAGCAGCUGCCCCGCUACCUCAUGGGGGAGACACAGCUGUGCACCACCAGGUGUGUGUUAAAAGAGUUAGAAACAUUGGGAAAGGACUUGUAUGGGGCAAAACUGAUUGCACAAAAAUGCCAGAUUCGGAAUUGUUCCCAUUUGAAGAAUGGAGUGAGUGGAUCAGAAUGUCUGCUUUCCAUGGUUGAAGAGGGAAAUCCUCAUCAUUAUUUUGUGGCAUCACAGGAUCAGAAUUUGUCUAUGAAAGUAAAGAAAAAGCCUGGAGUUCCUCUCAUGUUUAUUAUUCAGAACACUAUAGUCUUGGACAAACCUUCUCCCAAAACAAUUGCCUUUGUUAAAGCUGUAGAGUCAGGCCAGCUUGUCUCGGUGCAUGAGCAAGAGAGUAUCAGGCAACUCAAAGAGGAACAGGGGCUAGUGAAAAACCCUGAACGGAGAAGAAAAAAGCGCAAGAAAAUAAGUGGCCCCAAUCCUCUUAGCUGUUUGAAGAAAAAGAAGAAAGCACAGGAUACCAAGUCAUCUGCCUCUGAAAAGAAAAGAAAAAGAAAAAGAAUCCGGAACAGAUCUACCUCAAAAGUACUUUCUGUAAAGCAGAAUGCAGAAGGAUAAUGAAUCCUUCAAAUACUUUUAAAGACAUUCAAAUGUAGAAAAUAAGUUUUUUUUUAAAGCUGUGGAAGUAUUGAGGAUAAAAGACUAAACUUAUUUUUGUAAAUAAAUAUUGACCCAGAAGCCUUUGCCUAAAAUUAUUUGUAAAACACAAAAACCAGAACAGAGUGGAUGGGUUUUGAUGUGACAGUGUUCAGUUUUCUUACUCAGUGAUUUUGGAGGUUGUUCUCAAUGUAAAACUGUUGUCUGUUUCUCACUGCAGCCUAUCACCCCCUAUUAAAUGCAAAUAGUUAAAAAAAUCUAAUAGUUCCCAAAGGCUUGUAACAAAAAAGAGGUAGUCCCUCUUUCACAUUCAUAGCAGAAACUUCCUCUUUCAAUUCAUGUAGUAGUUGUAGAAUUUACCUUUAUGUUUUCAGAUAAUAUGAAUAUGCUGCUACCUUUUGAUCCAUCCAUUAUUUAUUGACUUAAUACCAGAAAGAAUGGGGGUUUCACUUGCUUGUAUUAUUCCCUCAUUUUUAAUAUAUCAGUCUUUAUACAUCCCAAAUUUAGUAUCUUUGUUACUUUGACUAUAAAUUUUGUUAACCACUGAA